Cheilinus undulatus (humphead wrasse) is the source of this 3971-nucleotide messenger RNA. RefSeq names its product calcium binding and coiled-coil domain 1a (gene calcoco1a). The transcript is spliced from 15 exons. NCBI's taxonomy places the organism in Eukaryota, Metazoa, Chordata, Actinopteri, Labriformes, Labridae. The coding region runs from base 215 to 2173 and encodes 652 amino acids. The record is from RefSeq and is a predicted model, not a curated record.
UCAUGCUUGUGUUUUGCUUUGGUUUUUUGUUAUUGUUUCGGGUUAGUGGAGCAACUCAGACGGAGAAGGAAAGCAGUCUAUCUUUUCGUGUUUUAGUUUAUUUUUUAAGGAAGCUUAACUUCUCUGUCUGAUAGACAGACGGCUGGUUUCGCCUGUUUUCAGAGGAGCGAGGGCGAUAAAAGGUGCAACCUAGCCUGCCAUUGUUUGUGUAGCCAUGGAGAAGGCUUGGCAGGUGGAGUUUAGAAACGUGGGCUGCAGUUACUUCCCUCAGAGCAGAGUUGAUUGCCACUACACAAUAAGCUCAAAGCACAACUGGGCCAACAGUGACUGGAUAGGGCUCUUCAAGGUGGGAUGGUCAUCAGUGAGGGAGUACCACACCUUUGUUUGGGCGCUGGCCCCAGCAGACUAUCAAGAGGGCACAGAUGUCAACUGCUGUGUGCACUUCCAGGCCUCCUACCUACCCAAACCCAGCGCUCAAGAGUAUGAGUUUGUAUAUGUUGAUGCAAAGGGGGAAGUCUGCUCCUGCAGCUCCAAGUUCACUUUCUGUGCUCCAAAACCACUUGAGGAUCUGGUGACCCUUGAAGAGGAGCUUCAUGGAGAGGAAGAAGGCACAGACAUGUUGCUGGUGGUGCCAAGGGCUGAACUGCUGCAGAGUAGACUGCAGGAAUGUUUGCGAGAGCGUGCUGAGCUCCUGCAGGUGCAGGAGGCAACAAACAGGCAGAUGGAGAAAGACAAGGAGGAGUACAGGAGGGCAAGGGAGGCCUGGGACAGACGACGCAAAGAGCUGGAAAGCAAUAUCAUCAAGCUGCAGGAGGAGCUGCAGAGAAGUCGAGAGAAAAUCGAGGAGAUGGGCAGGAAGCACAAGGAGGAGCAGGCUUUAGGAGAAUCACUAGCCCAAGAGAAAAGCACUUUACUGGAUGCGAGGGAGGAGAGCAAAGUGCGAAUCAGAGAGCUGGAGGAGGAUAUCAAAACCCUGACACAGAGGGCUGUGGAAAAAGAGACAGAGUUGGAAAGGACGAAGGAGAAAGCAAAGAGGGCUACAGCUCAGAGGAAAGACGAGGAGAGUGAGAGAAAAAGCCUGCAGACCAAACUAGAACAGACAGAGAGCGAGCUAAAGAGUCUGUCCAAGGAGUUUCAAGGCCUGAGGACUUCCCUGGCCCAGAGAGACACUAGUGUCCUGCAGCUCCAAAGCACAAUCACCACCCUUACUCAGAAACUCACCACCGCCCACAGGAAAGAGGCUGAGAGCGAGGCAGCUCUGAAGGAGAUGCGUAGCCUGCGAGAACGCCUGAAUGCCAGCGAGCGUGCUGCAGAGGGCUUAAAGAGUGAUCUCAGUGCCAUGGUAGCCCAGAGGGAUCACGGGCAGGCUGAACUGCAUCAGGCUCGUCUGCAGGCAGCCCAGCUCACCCUGCAGCUGGCAGAUUCAAGCCUGGCGCUGAGAGAGGGAAGAGCCCGCUGGAGCCAGGAGAGGCAGAGUCUGCAGCGCUCUGCUGAGAAGGACCAAGAGCGUGUGGAGAAACUGAACACAGAAAUGCAGAAGAUGGAGGAGAGACUGCAGGAGGAGACAAUGGAGAAAGUGAAGCUGGAGGUGGAGCUAGGGAGGGAACAAGAUUGCAACAGGGUUCAGCUGAGUGAAACCCGCAGAGAGCUGCAGGAGCUGAAGGCCAGUCUGAGGGUCGCACAGAAAGAGAAAGAGCAGCUACAUGCAGAGAAACAGGAGUUGAUGGAGUACAUCUGUCAGCUGGAGAAGAAGAUGGGAACAGUGGCCGGUGCCAAGUGGAGCACUGCCCCGCCCGCCUCUACAGGGCGGCCCGGAAGCGUGUUAUCUGACUCUGAAGAUGAGAACCCAGAAGCUCUGCAGCCCCUUCACCCGCCCAGACCUCUGGGACAUUACAGCCUGUGUGAGCAGAGCGAGCCGGACUCCCUGCUUCUUGCCACCCCUCCUCCCUCCCCCAGAGAGACAGAGAAGAGCGCCGUUGUCAUCAACCAGCCAGCCCCACUUUCCUCGCCACACCAGGCCGGCUCUGACACUCCGGCUCACAGCUCUGAUUCGGAGGAAGAAUCUGAUCCUCUUCAGCGUGGAAGGCACAGCUCCGGAGAUGAAACAGCACUUUUGCUGCCUGAGCACACAGAUGCUGUUCUCAGUGAUCUAGCCGACACAUCACUAUGGUAACCAGUGGACAUCCAGCCACAGCCUCAGCGAGUGAUCAAAGAGAGGAAGAAGGAGGAGGAGGACUUUCUUGGAGCUUCCAUGUUGUUUCCUCUAAAAGCACAUAAUCUCACACAGACAAGAUGUUAAUAUGCAAUUUAUCUUUCUAUGCUUUCUGCUGUGGACUUUCCCUCUUAGACUGUUUUGUUCUUAGAUAACAUAAUGCUUGUGGUGGCAGGUCAACACCGCGUUUACAGCCAAACAUAAGACUGUUGCACAGUUUUAGGUUCAGGCUGUGUUGGUUUGAGAGUUUGCAGGCUGUAGCUGUGUGAUUCCUGUUGAAUCAUUGCAACGUUGAGAGCUUUACGACUGAUGUUAUGUCGCUUUUAUGACAUUUGUGAUUAGGAGUCAUGACAGGCACUGUAAUUAUGAUGUUUUGUGCAGGGGCACAGGCUCCACUGGAAAUCAUAGCAAAAAGUGUCCUGCAGCUUUAAAUCCGCAGCAGCAGCUUUGGAACACUAUUCAUGACAGCGUAAAUGAUACGGCAUCAUAGAUAGAGUUAUAUUGCAGCAGUAUAGGUCUAUGACAUCAUAUUUCUUCUCCAUUUACUCAGAAGUAAGAUUUGAUAUGCACUUUGUCGUACGCAUUAGCGUUUGAUUGUCGUCGUGCGGAUGCAGUUUAGCAGAGGCGUUUUAAAAUGGACAAGCAUUGGAACUAGAGAGCUUAUUGAACAGAUUGUUUUUAAAGUCUAUUAAGAUAGAUGCCAGAUGCAACUUUCUACUUCACUAACUUCAUAUCAUCAUUAUUAUAAAAUAAUGCUCAUAAGCCUUUCACUAUAGCUCAGCUGCAGUUUUUACUCCCUUAUGAUCUGGGAUUUUUCAAAGCUAUUGAAAUGAUGCUAAUUUACAAGAUAGUUUGGAUAUUUAGUGUUUUUAUUGUACAGAAAUCUUAUCUCACAUCCACACAGCUCUAAAUUUGUGCCUAAAAUAAUUAAAUAAGUAAGAGAAUUAUCUUUAUAGUUCCUGAUAUGUUUUCCCCUUUAGCCCUUUUGGCAAUAUACUGCCUAAUAAAAAUUGCUGCCUACCUUUAAAUCAAUACUGUAUGCAUUUUUCACGAUUUUCUAUUUAUAAUUAACUUGAGUUAUGCUGCAACCAGACUUUAUUCAGGUUUUUAGUUUGUUGUUUUUCACACAGUGUGACAAAACCUCCCAUGCUUGGCUCAGAUGAUAUGCUAGACACUUUGCUUGUUUUUAUCUGCUGUAUUUGCACCCUAUUUUUGCUAGAGAAGAGUUUUUAGAUGAAAAGUUGCUAUAACAGUUUGUAAGUCGUGUGUCCUAUCAUUAUAAUCAUUACCAUGGUGUGUUGUGUUUACGCUAUGUAAUCUGUUAUGUUUUCACCAUAAGUUUUCUAAUACUUUUACUCUUUUAAGGUUUGUAUUUGGAAGGGAAUGGCACCUAGAGGAGGAUUGAAAGUAAAGAGAGGAGUACCAACCUCCCAUUUUUACCUUGUAUUUCCGGGUUUUGUGGUAAUGCAGUAUAUGUCUCCUCAUAUAGACGUAGGAAUGUUUAACGGGCGCCUGGUAAUCUUUCCUAGAGGAUAGCACACUACAUGUAUUCUCUUCGUUUGUAGUUAUAAUCUGACUUUAUGUCUUGAGGAAGAUUUUUUUUUUGUCGUCCCACUGAGAGCUUCAGGAUACUGUCUCCCAUUGCAAUAAAACUCCAGUGGUUAUGGUUUGUUUUUAAGUUUUGUGUGUGAAGGUUACCCCACAUGUAUUUUCUUAUCUGUCAUGUAACAGGGGGGUUUGGGCGGGGUUCUGUAUAAUA